Molecule: messenger RNA, 582 nt
Organism: Blepharisma stoltei
Lineage: Eukaryota; Ciliophora; Heterotrichea; Heterotrichida; Blepharismidae
Source: the annotation of a GenBank genome assembly
AUGUCAUCACGAAAAAGAAAAGCGAGAUCAGCUGUUUCUGUGUUUGUUAGGAACCAAAGAGCAGAGCUAGGCACCUUAUCGUCUCAAAAGAAAGGAGGAAUUGAUACACAAGAUAUUGAAAUCCCAGCGCUUUAUCCGCCUAGAAAAGUAACAUUUAAAUACCCUUCAUUAUCACCAGAACAAGCUGAGCUUGUCUCAAUAAGCAGGUCUUUUCUAGGAAAAGCACUAAAUUCUCCUUAUUACCAAUAUUUCCGGAAAUCUAUAAACCCACACAUACUGCUGGAAACACGGAGAUCUUAUGCUACACAAUUUAUGAAAAGCCUUGUACAUCAGAGACCGCAUGCUUUUCCUAAAGAGCUGCAUAGUAAAAAAAUUAAGCUUGACGAAGAAGAAGAGCUUAAAAAUGUCCCGAUUUUUGAAGAAAAUGAGGAAAGUGAGAAAGAAAAUGAAGAAGAUAAUGAAAAAGAAGCGGAAGAAGAAGAGGAGGCAGAAGAAGAAAUAGAAGAUGAUGAGAUGGGAAUGAAAGGGCUUUGGGAAGAUGGAAAUGAAAGUGAGUCGGGCGGGAGCGAGGCUUCUAUUUAA